Laccaria bicolor S238N-H82 is the source of this 1239-nucleotide messenger RNA. RefSeq lists its product as uncharacterized. The record is from RefSeq and is a predicted model, not a curated record. Bases 1 to 1239 code for a protein of 412 amino acids. NCBI's taxonomy places the organism in Eukaryota, Fungi, Basidiomycota, Agaricomycetes, Agaricales, Hydnangiaceae. The transcript has 2 exons.
AUGAAACGGGGUUACAUCAGGCGACGCCAAGCACAAUUGGCACAAACUCGCUCACAGUUUUAUUUCAGGCAGUCUCUGCCAGGUCACUCUGACGCUGGGCUUGAAACCUCUUGUCGAAAAAAAGCGGGCUUUCUUGUGGGCUUCCUGGGUUCUCCUGCGCUGGAAACAAGUUUUUUAAUAACAAUACCUCAAGCUGCUCAUUCGGGAAGCCGUCGAUCAUCGUCAAUCCAACUUCCAGUUGAACUGAGUCAGCUCUCGGCGCCGCAAAGUUUUGUCGCUGGUCAUGACACCAACUGUUCAAUGCAAGGUUUACCAUCGCCGGUGCCAAAUCCGAAUUCAAGCUUGAUCACCAAUGUUGAAUUGAACUCGAUAGCUGUUGGGUUGCCUCGUGCUCCUGUUGAAUUGCAUCUCGCCACCGAUAGUAACCAACACCUUAGCCCUGGCCAUGCUCCGGCUAGUGACCAGCCGUCUCUUGGCUCCGCAUACAAUGAAGCCCCGUGUCUUCAAAACCACGGCACAAUAUCAAGUACCGGAACGGAUAUCUCACCUUCGCUUUCUCUUCCCCCAGCUUCUUUUUCCCAGCCUUCUUCCAUAAAGCUUGUUGUAUCAGAUGUGCGGGCUCCAGCACAUCUUCCACCCUGGCACUUCCCGGAGAUUAAGCCAGUUUCAGAUGUAUCGACGUCAAGGGACUUGCCCCAUGUCACCCAGUUGCCGACCGGAGGCACCACUCCGUCUCCUUCAAAUCCAAUUCCUGCGCCUGUUCCCCCUCUGGACAUCAUAUACGAGCUUCCGGCGCUGCGCGCAAUUACGCGGCGUAACAAGACAGUGCCCAUCCCACGAGUGAGGCGAAGUCCGCCGCUUGGACCGUCACCCUUAAGGUCUAUGAUCCUGCUAGACACACCCGGAGAGGAAGACACCGUCGAAGGUGAUGACGUCGCUCGGAUUGGAUGCUCUCGUGUAGGCCUUGGAUCUCCAUCUUUAAGUCAAUCAGGAAAUAGAACAAGUCUCCAGGAGCACGCCGUUAAAGCGAGCAACGAUUCAGAUGGCGUAUUAGGUAUCAUCCGAGAACUUGUUUAUGAAACGAACGACUGGGACCCAAGUUUGUUCGUGGACGAGAACUUCAAGACACUCAUAAAACAAUCUAAAAGCUUGAUUUGGCAGCAUAAACAAGGGCGCCCGUUACACGACCUGGAAGAAUAUUCUUGUCAAGCCGUUUUUUCCGGACAUGCGUCUUUGUAG